GCGGAAGACGUCGAAAGGGUCCAUUCUGUCCGUGCAUAUCGCCAAGGAGGCCGGUCAGCUGGUCUUCUUCGUGAACAGCCCGUGGUGUCCCAAGCGCAGCAGCGGGAAAGAUGCCGGACUAUGGCAGCUGCUCUCCAAGGCGCCGCGGUACGACUCGCCGUUCGCUAACAACAGCCUUAUGGACCGCCUGCUGGGCGAGAUCAUGGCGCUGGAGGACUCCUUCUGCAGAACUCCGAGAUUAGGAAGUGGCAGCAGUGGUGGCGGAGGAGGCAGCAUCGGGGGCAUAGGCAGCAGCAGUGGGCGGCACAGGAGGGUGAAGUGGAGGUCGCUGGACGCCUUUGUGCGUCGCCUGCACGCCAGGCGCAGGGCGCUCUCGCACCUGCACCCGCCCCCUCACGGCCUCUGCGGCUGUGUCACCCUUGAAGUCAGCUGGAGCGACGUGCGUGGGCUCCGAUACGAGAACGAAUUGCAGGCGGAAGCCAAUCUAGCCAUGGAGGUGACGCGUGUGGUGAAGCGCGAGUUUGACUCGUUUGACCAGGCCGUGCACGCACAUGCUCUGCGCCUCUACCCCGCCACGCCCUCACAUGGAACCACGCCCCUCCACGGUGCCAACCAAUCCCACGCCUCCGUGCCUGCUGCCAGUCCGCGUGUCCCUGCUGGUCCGUGGAUGGGGGGGAGCGCGAUCAGUGGGAAUCGUGUAGGGCCAAAGUCUCCUCUUGGGGCUGCUGCUGCUGCUGGUGCUGCUACUUCUGGUGCUGCUGGGGUUGGUGGUGGUGGUGCUGCUGCUGCUGCUGCUGGGGGUGGUGGAGCAUUGUACAGCAGUGCUGCAAGCAGUUUCGCUGCUAUCAGUUUUGCUGGAAGCAGCAGACUAGCUGCUGCUGUUGCUGCUGCAGAUGCUGGUGAUGCUGCUCGUGCAGCUGCUUCCAUUGUCGAUGCUGCGUGUAAUAGUGGCUUGUGGAGCAGGCAAGCCCAGAUGUGCAUCGGCUGUCCUUUUCGCAGUCCUAGAGAAGCUUUUGGGAGCUCUCAAAAGCUAGGUAGAAAGGCGCUCUUUCACGAUCAGCAGACCCCGCCGUGCACUCCAGUACCUUUCGGAUUGCACCCUGCCGCGGCUGAUACUGCUGAUGCUGGAACGAGAGAGGAGCUUGUGGCGUUUCAAAGCACACGAAGCAGGAUCUCAGACUCGCAGCUGUGCAACCCUCCACACCAGCACCAACGCCACCAGGAGCAGGGGCAGCAGCAGCAGCAGCAACGCCAGCAGCAGGCAGGCACAAGCCAGUCCAGUUCGGACCUGCACACGUGGAUGAGCGAUUCCAGUGAGAGGUUUUCGGAGGGGUGCAGUGAGGUAGGCUUGCUAGAUGCCGAGCUUGCCACCCAAACUCUACUGGAGGGUGAGUGCUGCGAUGGCAGCAGUGGCAGGGCGGGGACGAAUGGCGGUGCAGCAGAGGAGAGAAUGUUGAAGGGAAACGAACCUGGUUGGCUGUUAGAAAACGAGUCUCGGUUGUAUAGGGGGGGUGAUGGUGCAGCAGAGGAGGGGGGGUCUUUCUUGAGUGGGGAGCCUAGCUAUAAAUCGUGCUGGGAGAAUGAGCCUCAGCUGUACAGUGAGAGUCGAUCCACUGUGCAUGAUGACGUGGAAGCAGAGUCAUCACUUAGUUUACAUUAUGACGUGGAGGCAGUUGGGAUGGAACUUAGUGCGUGUGAUUAUAUCGAUGCAGAGCCACAUCAUAACCCAGACAGUUGGGGGGAGGUGGAGGCAGAGUCACCGCCCAGUGUACAUGGUGACGUGGAUGCAGUUGGGGUGGUAUCUAGGGGUAUGCAUGGGGAGAUGGAAGCAGAUGGGAUGGUAUCCAAUGUACAUGUUGACAUGGAAGCAGAUGGUAUAGAAUCAAGUGUGUAUGAAGAGAUGGAAGCAGAGGUCUGGGAUAGUCCAGAGGGCUGGGAGGAGGUCGAGGCGGAAUCAGCAGAGACUGUAUGUGAUGAACGGGAUGCAGAUGGGGAAGUGUCGAGCGUGUUUCACGAAAUGGAAGCCGAGUCAGCAGAAGCAGAAUCAGCAGAAGCAGAGUCAGCAGAAGCAGAAUCAGCAGAAGCAGAGUCAGCAGAAGCAGAGUCUGCAGUGACUGUACAUGGUGGUGUGGAGCGAGAGCUGUUCCCCAGUAUUCUCAUACCUCGCCGCCUCUUUGUGAGCACCAGCUGCUGCCGGAGCGAGGAUGGGGAAGUGUGUGGUGAGGAUGAUGGUGCUGAUGUUGGUGACAGGGGCAACGGUGAUGUUGAUAGUGACGAGUGUGGAGAUGCGUACAGCUAUGAUGGGCACGAGGAGGAGGAGGAGAAUGAGGAGGACGAGGAGGAGGAAGACGGGAGGAGGGGCGAAUCUUUUGAUGACAGCUGCGGCAGUUGCAGUAGUGGGGGUGGUGGCAGUCGUGGCAGUAGUGGUGUUGAUGGUAGUGGUGCUGGUAGCUAUGAUGAUGAGAGCAACAGCAGAAGCUACUGCUCUGAUGAUGAUGCUGAUGGUGACACUGAGGGCGACAGCCGCGGCUAUUGCUCUGACGAUGGUGACGGUGACACUGAGGGCGACAGCAGAAGCUACUGCUCCACCUCCUCCUCUGCCAAACAACACCAACACCAUCGCCACCACCAACACCAACAUGAACGACAACAAUUCACCUCUCCUUCCCGCACCCUCCCCACCCAUUGUCACCCCUCCACCCUCCUCACCUCCCCCGGACCCCACCUCCCAUCCCCCCACCAACGCACCCCUCCCACUCACCUCAUCUACCCCUCCACCCUCCUAUCCUCUCCCAAACCCCUCCUCCCGGCCCCUCGCGCCCCUCCCACCACCAUCAUCUACCCAGACACCCUCCUCCUCUUCCGCUUCACCCACCCACACCUCCCUGCCGCCCUCGCUGACGUCAUCACCACCGACCAACGCCUGCUCCACCAAUUAGAAUCCGGCCUGCCCUCGUGGGCCGUUUUCCUCCAAUCCUGCGCCGGCCUCUCUGCCCUCUACCGCCCCUGGAUGCGCCCCCUCGUCGCGUACGCGUGCUUUAUAGUCUCCCUCGUUACAGUCCUCAUUGGCUUCUACGAUCUGUAUAAGAACAUCCCGGUGCUACAGGAAAUGCUGGCGCGGAUGCUGGGGCCAAUAUGGGCGGUAGUAGGCACGUGGGACAUGGGAACAAGGCUGAGAUACCUUGGCACAAUUCUCUUUCUGCAGAACUGGGAGCGGGCCUUCAAGUGGCUGUCCUCCUCUUGGAAAGUCAUCUCCCACGCGGUUUCCCUCCUCUCUUACCUUCUCUCUCUCCUCCUCAGGCCCUUCCAGCACCCCUGCUCGCUCCUCUUGCACACCGUCCUCCUCUGCCUCACCAAACUCCUCUCCACCGCAUGGAACCUCUUGUCCGCCCUCGGAAAGCUGGUUACCAGUAGCGGAGGGUUACUCGGUUACGUCAUGCGCCCGCUGUGGCUGCUGGGGCAGCACACACUCGUCCCGGUGUGGCAGUUACUGAAUGCAUGCUACCUGGCUGUAUACAGCACUGGAGUAGCCAUCUCUAAUGGCUGUCUGCUGCUCUAUCAGCUCCUCUCACAAGCCUACAGCUGCUCCGUGCUGAAACUCGCACAUCUGCUGUCUUCACUAGUGUCUUCUCGCGUAUCUUUCCUGUACAGCAACUGCCUGCUGCUGUAUCGGUUCCUCUCACAAGCAUGCAGCAACAGCGUGUGGAAAGUGGCUCAGCUUCUUUCGGCUCAGCUGUCGUUCUUCUAUUCACGAGCUAUGUUGCUGGGCCGGCUGCUUGGCAUGCUUCUUCACCCACUGCUGCUCCUUGCUCGUACCCUCUGGGCCAUAGGUCGAGCCAUCAUCCUGCCUCUAUUCCAGUUCAUCCACCUCCUCCUCACGCCUCUCCUCUCCGCCCUCCUCUCUCUCCUCAAGCUCCCCCUACAGCUGUUCCGCCUGCUGCUGCAGCUCGCCACCUUCCUCUACUCCACCUUUUCACACUCACUCUCCCACUCCCUCACGCUCUCCCUCGCCUCCUCCCUCAAAGCCCUCUCCCUUCACUUCACACACCUCUCCAAUACGCUCUUGCUUCACCUUGUAUACCUUUCUAAAACCCUUGUGCAACCUAUCACAUACUCCAUAAAAGCUUUCUCUUUCACCUUCGCAUACGGCUAUAAAUCUGUGGCAAAUAGCUUCUCCUAUAUCUCCAAGACCGUCUCCUCUUCGCUGCGAUUGGUCGUUGGGGCUCGAAAGCUAGGCUCGGCAACCAAGGCAGUGGGACAGCAGAUCUCCGCUGCAGGUUCGGCAAUGGGGCAAGUUUCCUCGGCUGCAGGUUCGGCGGUGGUUCGGUCGUCUUCCUCAUCCCUGCUGCAAAUGUGGCAUAACCUCUUCCAGAAGCUGUUCCGAGCCAUCAUGUGGAUCUUCAAGGGCGUGGGCUCCUUUGUAGCUGCUGCCAACAGACACCGCCUCAGCACGCGGCACUAUGUGCUGUCCCAGGCGCGCAAGCUGCAAGCCCGGGCUCUUCAAGCUGCUCAGCACGCCCAGUCAACAUUGAUCAAGUACGGCCGCAAGCUGCUUGCUCCCCGACCCAUUCCCACCGCACCUCGAGAAGUUGCGGCUUCACCUCGAGAGAUUCUUGAUGUUGCCGCACCAGCAGCGAGCGCACCAGCAUUGACUGCAGGGGGAGGGGUCGUUGCCACUCAUGACGGGGCUGAGGAGGAGUACUGGGAUGCGCUAGAGGGCAUCUCUGAGAAAGAACCUGAGGAGGGUUGUGAGGAGCAAUCGGAUUCGGAAUGGGACAAGUUUGAGGAGGAAGAUGAUGCAGAAUGGGACAGGAAUGAGGAGGAAGAUGAUGUGGAGGAUGAGCAGAGCGAGGAGGAUAAGGAGGAUGAGGGGGGUAAGGAGGGUUAUGGAGAUCUCCAGGAGGAGGGGGAGGAGGAGGAGGAAGAGGAGGUGUUUGGGGAUGCUCAGAGCGAUGCAUUCGAAUAUCCCCCCUAUGGAGAGGCCUGGGAUGAUUAG
Closterium sp. Naga37s-1 is the source of this 4996-nucleotide messenger RNA. The record is from the annotation of a GenBank genome assembly. Lineage: Eukaryota; Viridiplantae; Streptophyta; Zygnematophyceae; Desmidiales; Closteriaceae.